This is a messenger RNA of Cooperia oncophora, 1134 nucleotides long. Lineage: Eukaryota; Metazoa; Nematoda; Chromadorea; Rhabditida; Trichostrongylidae. The record is from the annotation of a GenBank genome assembly.
UUGAUAGAAACCUUUUUCGCCUGUUUCAGCAAUUGUGACUGGUGGUAUGUACGUCAUCAGCGCACGGGAAAUACGGGAUAUGUACCGAGAAAUUUCGUAGCUAAACAACAAACGAUAGAGAGUGAAGAGUGGUACGCUGGGAAGAUUCCACGAAAUCGUGCUGAACGACUCGUUUUAGCCAAUAAUUUGCCAAAAGGAACGUUUUUGAUUCGUGAACGUGAAGCGGAUGGACGAGAAUUUGCUUUAACAAUUAGGGACUCAGAUGAUCUUCGAGGAGGUUCGGUGAAGCACUACAAGAUUAAACGGCUAGAUCAUGAUCAAGGUUUUUUCAUCACCACCCGAAGGACGUUUCGUACUUUACAGGAGCUUGUUGCUUAUUACUCGGAGAUGGCGGACGGUUUAUGCUGCCAACUAACAUUCCCCGCUCCUCGAAUCGCCCCAACUCGUCCGGAUCUCAGCCAUGAUACUCAACAGAACUGGGAGAUUCCGAGGAAUCAGCUUCAGUUGAAAAGGAAACUUGGCGAUGGUAAUUUCGGCGAGGUGUGGUACGGUAAAUGGCGAGGGAUUGUGGAAGUGGCAAUAAAAACCAUGAAGCCUGGGACAAUGUCACCUGAAGCAUUUUUGGGCGAAGCUCAAAUAAUGAAGCAAUGUGAUCACCCAAAUUUGGUCAAAUUGUACGCGGUCUGCACUCGUGAGGAACCGUUUUACAUCAUCACAGAAUACAUGUGUAAUGGAUCCCUCUUGCAUUAUUUGAGAAACGAAGGCGCUGCUCUUGGAAUUCAAGCGUUGGUGGAUAUGGCUGCUCAGAUUGCGAAUGGGAUGAUGUAUUUGGAAGAAAGAAAACUGGUACACCGUGAUUUGGCUGCUAGGAAUGUCCUCGUUGGCGAGAAAAUCAGUGGCGUCCCGGUUGUCAAGGUAGCUGAUUUCGGUCUUGCUCGAAAGUUGAUGGAGGAAGACAUCUAUGAAGCUCGGACGGGAGCGAAAUUCCCCAUCAAAUGGACGGCUCCGGAAGCGGCUACAUGUGGUAACUUCACUGUAAAAAGCGAUGUCUGGUCAUACGGCAUAUUGUUAUACGAAAUAAUGACAAAAGGACAAGUCCCAUAUCCAGGUGAGUAUCCGUCUAUGUUUUUUUAG